This is a messenger RNA of Staurois parvus, 253 nucleotides long. The record is from the annotation of a GenBank genome assembly. Lineage: Eukaryota; Metazoa; Chordata; Amphibia; Anura; Ranidae.
UCAUAUGACUAGACUGUAAAUGUCUAGGUAUCCCGAGGUCCUAAUCAAACUGUUGUGAUAACCACAUUGCAUGGGGCGGACUGACAACUCAUGGGGCCCCCGGGCAAUAGGGAAUCAUGGGGCCCCUGUGUCCUUGCCCAAACUCACAAAAGCCUAUGAAAAAGGUACCAGGGGCAUCUCAUGGGGCCCCCUACUGACCCCGGGCCCUCGGGCAGUGCCCGACUUUCCAAAUGGUCAGUCCGCCCCUGUGCAC